AUGGCAUCAAGUGCCCCCCAGGAGGAAGGAGGAGGAGGAGGAGGGUCUCCAGAGGGAAGGAGGCCACCUCAAAUGCCCAGAAGCAGGCAGGAGGAGGAGGCCCAGCCCCUUCCGCCGCAGUUCCCUUCCUACUUGCGCACCCUGAGCGGAAGAGAGAAGGUGGAGCUCUACUGCGACCGCCUCCUUCAGGGCUGCAAGGCAGAAGACACCCAUGAGGCAAUUAGUAAAUAUCUUCUGGAAAAGAUGAAGAUGAAGGAAAAAUGGCUUGGCAUCUGGAAGACCAAUCCAAACCUUUUUUUGGUCACUUCUGAAGAAACUCCCAUACCAUAUCUUGGUGUGCUUGUUGAGGUUGCUUGCAAACUGCCCCAGAAUCCCUCUGCUAACUUGAAACUUUCUGUCUCUAUUGCUGAGCCCUUCUCCUCUAAUAUUGCCAAUAUUCCAAGAGCUUUCAUUGAUAAAGUUCUGAAAGAAAUGGAUCAUUAUGUGCCUCUUUUGGAAAUCUAUCCUGUUCAGGGGCAAGAUAGUGCCGUGUCUGACAUAGCCAAGGCUUUGGAAAUUGUGAGGUAUGCUUUUUCUUAA
Molecule: messenger RNA, 579 nt
Organism: Sceloporus undulatus (fence lizard)
Lineage: Eukaryota; Metazoa; Chordata; Lepidosauria; Squamata; Phrynosomatidae
Product: testicular spindle-associated protein SHCBP1L-like
Exons: 3
Coding region: 1-579 (192 amino acids)
Biological process (GO): spermatogenesis; male meiosis cytokinesis
Cellular component (GO): meiotic spindle
Source: RefSeq, a predicted model, not a curated record